Messenger RNA from Sus scrofa (pig), 4487 nucleotides. RefSeq names its product cochlin (gene COCH). The record is from RefSeq and is a predicted model, not a curated record. Lineage: Eukaryota; Metazoa; Chordata; Mammalia; Artiodactyla; Suidae.
GAAGGCUUAAAAUUUCUCCCAAGGAAAAUAUUAGGGGUGGUAGCUGGAUUACUGGGUUGGUAAGAGUUACUCUUUAUACCAUGGGAUGGAUUGACUCUUUAAGGCAGCCAUGAAAGUAAGAAGCAAAAACCUCCUAAUCCACAAGCGUUAUUUAGUCUCUCUCUCAAAAAGACUUUCAGAUAGUAAAAUGAAUGAAAUCAACAUUCCCUAGAUGCCUGGUGCAAUAAUGACCCAUUUCAGAUGGAAAGGAUAGUUGUAAGACCACUACAACAUCUGGCUUCCAAGUGGUGGUAGUAUGUUUGCUUGAUAACAUAAAACAUGUGAGAAUCUAAUCAGCAAUAAAAAGGAAGUACUUGUACAUGCUACAACAUGAAUGAAAUCCAAAAACAUUAUACGCAGUAAAAGAAGCCAUAUAUUGUAUCAUUCCAUUUACAUGAAAAAUCCAUAAAGGGCAAAUCUUUAAAGACAGGAAGUACAUUGGUGUUGCCUGGGGUAAGGGUGAGAGAGGGAACUGGCUGCCAACAGCUAGAAGGUAUGCUUUUGGAGGGAGUUGGAAGUGUUCUAAAAUUGGAUUGUGGUGCUGGUUGUAUAACUCUGUAAACUUACUAAAAAUCAUGAAAAUCACAUAAAAGGGAUGGAUUUUAUGGAUCAUAAAUUAUUGGUUAUUUUUUAGACCUAAAUAAAACCCUAUUCUUUGGACUAAAUAUAACUGUUUUUUGUUUUUUUAACGAUAUCGUGCCACCUCUCCUGGGUCUGGAGGUGGUUCCUCAGCUGCCGUGCACAUCAUUUGUCUGUCACUCAUACUCCCCGUGAAUUCUGCUCAUUCUUCCACUUCCACAUGUAAAAAGUUGCCAGGAUGAGAGAGGAGUGGGAGCGCACAUUACCAAAUUUGAGAUUUGUGCAAUCACAACAGAUAACCAGGUCUGGGAAUUUGGAAAGGCAAUCAAACCUAAAUCCUCCCUGAUCUAGAGAAGAAAAGGCAAAUGUCACGAACGGUCCGCGCCACUCCCCAAGCAUGGCCCUACCCAUGACAGUAAAUGGAGCCGCCGGGGAAAAUGCGACUCCAGCACAAACCAAGUCAGCAGCUGGAUCUCUAAGGUCCAAAGAAUAACCCUUUGACAGGGUUUCUCACAAACACAGGGCACGCGUUUAUCAAACCCAGGUUGGCUUGAAUUUAGAAGUAGGAACUUUGUUUCAACGGGAGCACGAAGUUGGGAAGUUUGUUCCGAGGCCGCGUGUACCUGGAAGCUCUCCGGGGGCCCAAGGCCUCUGCACAGCGGCGGACCCGCAUUCCCUCGGCCGCCGGCAGAGCCGGGGUUCGUGGCGAAGGCUGCAGCUUCUGCCGCGAGGAUUGUGCGUGGGGAACCACCACACCCCAGCCCAGGUGAGGCCGGCUCCCUCCGGCGGCCAGGAGCGGUCGCCGCACGUCGGGCAACCUCCCUGCCGGAGCGAGGUCCAGCCUUCCCGCUCAGUGCCAGGAGCUCAGGUCUCGCCGCGCGCAGCCCUAGGCGCCGCUCCGCUGCCGUCGCACGCUUGUCCCGAAGCCCCUGACCCCCGGUCUAGCGAGGUCCCCGGGCCUCUGUCCCCAGCCUUCACGCUUUCCCCGGGGAUAGACGCGGCGUCCAGGUGGCCGAGCCCCGCACCGCGGGGGUGGCGCCUCCUCACCCCGGGGCGGGGAGUGGGGUGAGGGCGGAGCUGGACAGCCGCCGCCCGGCCCCGGGAGACCGGCUCCCAGCCCCCUCCCCGCGCGCCCCCCGCACAGUGCUCAUGCGCGCGGCCCAGCCUUUAUAGAUAGCGGCGGUCGGAGCCGGGCUUUCAGCACUCGGGCGAAGCCGGGCGGAUCCGACUCAGCUUGUCUGUCUUGAUAGUGUAUCCUCCAUCUGGUCCGGGGUUGCACAUCGACUCUGGGUUUGGCUCGAUUUGCAGCUGGAUUGAGAGAGGCGCGAGCUCCGGGGCAGCUGCCUCCUCUCCUCUGCCUCGCCUAGGUUUCCGAGGGGUCCGAGCAGCUCCUUGACUACCAUGUCUGCAGCCUGGAUCCCGGUUCUCUGCCUCGGUGUCUGUCUUCUGCUACUGCUGCCAGAGCCCGCGGGCAGCGAGGGAGCCGUUCCCAUCCCUAUCACAUGCUUUACCAGAGGCCUGGACAUCAGGAAAGAACAAGCAGAUGUCCUCUGCCCAGGGGGCUGCCUCCUGGAGGAAUUCUCUGUGUUUGGGAACAUAGUAUAUGCUUCUGUAUCAAGCGUAUGUGGUGCUGCUGUCCACAGGGGAGUAAUCAGCAAUUCAGGGGGACCUGUGCGAAUCUAUAGCCUACCAGGUCGAGAAAACUAUUCCUCAGUAGUUGCCAAUGGCAUACAGUCGCAGACACUUUCCAGAUGGUCUGCUUCUUUCACAGUGACAAAAGGCAAAAGUGGUACACAAGAAGCCACAGGACAAGCAGUGUCCACAGCACGUCCAGCAACAGGUAAACGACUAAAGAAAACACCAGAGAAGAAAACUGGCAAUAAGGACUGUAAAGCAGAUAUUGCAUUUCUGAUUGAUGGAAGUUUUAAUAUCGGGCAACGCCGAUUUAAUCUACAGAAGAAUUUUGUUGGCAAAGUGGCUCUAAUGUUGGGAAUUGGAACAGAAGGACCUCACGUGGGUCUUGUUCAAGCCAGUGAACAUCCCAAAAUAGAAUUUUACUUGAAAAACUUUACAUCAGCCAAAGAUGUUUUGUUUGCCAUAAAGGAAGUAGGUUUCAGAGGGGGUAAUUCCAAUACAGGAAAAGCCUUGAAGCAUACUGCCCAGAAAUUCUUCACAGCAGAGACUGGAGUGAGAAAAGGGAUUCCCAAAGUGGUGGUGGUAUUUAUUGAUGGCUGGCCUUCUGAUGACAUUGAGGAAGCAGGCAUUGUGGCCAGAGAGUUUGGUGUCAAUGUAUUUAUAGUUUCUGUGGCUAAGCCCAUCCCCGAGGAACUGGGGAUGGUUCAGGAUGUUGCAUUUGUUGACAAGGCUGUCUGUCGGAAUAAUGGCUUCUUCUCAUACCACAUGCCCAACUGGUUUGGCACCACAAAAUAUGUAAAGCCUCUGGUACAGAAGCUCUGCACUCACGAACAAAUGAUGUGCAGCAAGACCUGUUACAACUCAGUGAACAUUGCUUUUCUAAUUGAUGGCUCCAGUAGUGUUGGAGACAGUAAUUUCCGUCUCAUGCUUGAAUUUGUUUCUAACAUAGCUAAGACUUUUGAAAUCUCAGACAUUGGUGCCAAGAUAGCUGCUGUACAGUUUACCUAUGAUCAGCGCACAGAAUUCAGUUUCACUGACUAUAGCACUAAAGAGAAUGUCCUAGCCGUUAUCAGGAACAUCCGUUAUAUGAGUGGUGGGACAGCUACUGGUGAUGCCAUCUCCUUUACUGUUAGAAAUGUGUUUGGUCCUGUGAGGGAAAGCCCCAACAAGAACUUCCUGGUGAUUGUCACAGAUGGUCAGUCCUACGAUGAUGUUCGAGGGCCUGCUGCUGCUGCACAUGAUGCAGGUAUCACCAUCUUCUCUGUUGGUGUGGCUUGGGCACCUCUGGAUGACCUGAAAGACAUGGCCUCUAAACCGAAGGAGUCGCAUGCUUUCUUCACAAGAGAGUUCACAGGAUUAGAACCAAUUGUUUCCGAUGUCAUCAGAGGCAUCUGUAGAGAUUUCUUAGAAUCUCAGCAAUAAUGGUGACAGUUUUCACAACUGAAAGAAAAAGUGCAAGGGGAUAUAAUGUAUAAGUUGUAUUCUAGAAAUACUGAAAUACUAUACAGCAUACUAAGAUCGGAUACAAAAUAUUACAUUAAAGAUGCCCAAAAUGUAAGCAAAUAAGCAUUCAUUUGAAGCUACCUUCUAAUGACAAUUUAGACUCAACUGUUCAAAACACUCUACUGAGACUUCAUCACGACCCUUAGAAACUAUGAAGAUGUCAUAGAUUAAAACUUUGAGUUCUAUUUUAACAUGCAUAUUAAAUGUAUACAUAUGCAAAUUCUAUAGCUUAAUAAAAGAGCCUGAUAUUUAGACCAUAAUCAACAUCCCUUCUCUAAUUCUAUACUAUAUAUAUAAGGGAAAUAAGAGAGAAACAAGUAGAAAACAGCUCUUUAACUUAGUUCAAAUAUAUUUUGACUCAAGUAGAUGUCUUUAAUCAACAAUAUAGAUGUUACCUAAUAAACUAAAAAGUUACAAUUACAGAUGAAGUGGAAGGGAUUUAGGUAUCAAGCCUUUUUUGUAGUAUAUUUUCAUAGUAACUUACAAUAUCACACCAAAUGAGAUAGCUGGAUUACCUGGUAUUUUUCUAUUUAUAUCCUUAAUUUUAUAUGUGUAUUGAUGUAUUUGGCUCCCACUCUAAAAGUCAUCCAUGUAUUGAAAAAAAGUUAAGUUGAUAAGUUUUUACCACUUACAAACAUUUAGCUUUAAAGACACAUCUUUCAAAUAGCAGAACUGCAGGAAAGAAUAUUGUACUUUGACUACUUAAGCAAUAAAACUGCUAAUGACUAUUA